Molecule: messenger RNA, 1147 nt
Organism: Thrips palmi
Lineage: Eukaryota; Metazoa; Arthropoda; Insecta; Thysanoptera; Thripidae
Product: protein takeout-like
Exons: 6
Coding region: 140-922 (260 amino acids)
Source: RefSeq, a predicted model, not a curated record
CAGCCGCAAGCCCCAGCCGCAGCCUGUCAACAAGUAAAAUAGUCGCUGAUACCACAGCAUUCGUUCCGAGAGCACCGGAGACUCCAGGAGCUCCCGAUUCGGCUCCGGUCAAGACGGUCUCGAAGCGCCAAGCGUCGCCAUGGCUCGCCCCGAGUGGUUGCUGGUGGCGGUCGCCGCCAUGGUCCUGAGCACGGUGCCCACGGCCCAGGCCGCCUCCAAGCUGCCGUCCAACUUCAAGCGCUGCGCCGCCGCCGACCCCAAGUUCAACGAGUGCCUGCGGGGCGCCGUCGAGGACGCCUUCCACAAGAUGGUGAACGGAGUGCCCAGUCUGGGCGUGCUGCCCGUGGACCCCCUCAAGGUGGACCGAAUCAAGAUCAACCAGGGCGGCGGCUCCGUCAGCCUCAACAUGGACCUGAGGAACAUCACCAUCACCGGGCUGGCGGACACCAAGAUGCUCAACUACAGCGCCAACCUGGCCGACGCCACCCUGGACACGGCGUCGCUGACGCGCUCCCUGCGCCUCGAGUUCGACCACGUCAUCACCGGCCGCCUGCUUCUGCUGCCCAUUCGGGGCGCCGGCCCGGGCAGCAUCACCCUGACCCAACUGCUCACGGGCCACAAGCUCAAGUUCGUGCCCAAGAUGAAGAAGGACAACCUCUACUGGAACAUUCAGGACUACUACGUCAAGUUCGUCCCCAAGAACAUCAGCAUCGACUUCCAGGGCCUCUUCAGCGACGGCCGCGGCGACGCGAACCUCGGCGAGCAGCUCAACAGGUUCAUGAACCAGAACGCGUUCCUCAUCUUCGAGGAGAUCGGCAGCGCGUUCGAGGAGGCCUUCAGCGGCGUGGUCAAGGAGGUGACGCACCGCGUGUUCAGCCGGGUGCCCAUCGCAGACAUCUUCGUCCUGGGCAAGAAGGCCUGACGCACGAACCUCCCCGACGUCCGCCCUGUCCUUCUCGCCCGGCUCACCGCCCUCGCCGCCCUCGCCGCUCCCGUCGGAGAGCAGUCCAUCCCAAAGAACAAGUGUCUCUGUGUGCUUUCUGGCCCCAUCCACCAGCGAUAUGGGCCUCGAAUAGUGUAAAACAUUCUGUGAUAUAUCUGUGCGAAAAAACAAAUUAGGAAAAUAAAAACAAAUUGAGAUUAUAGA